Molecule: messenger RNA, 4538 nt
Organism: Nilaparvata lugens (brown planthopper)
Lineage: Eukaryota; Metazoa; Arthropoda; Insecta; Hemiptera; Delphacidae
Exons: 2
Coding region: 583-2130 (515 amino acids)
Source: RefSeq, a predicted model, not a curated record
UGACAGAAUUUAGUGAUUUCAGACGGUUGUUAUAGUGUUUAUAAGUGAAUUAAUGCAGUAAUUUACCUGAUUGGUCGAACCUUAUUUUCACUAAGUGUUUCGGAUUAUUUCUGUAGCCAAGAGGUUAGUUUUGCUGGACAAGUGCACUGUAUUGAGAAACUGAGAAUAGUUUUUACAAGUUCAGUACUGUAUUUCAGUUGUUGUUAUUGUCAUCUUGAGACUCACUAUCUGACUUUGUGAUUAGUUAACAUUGUGUUUCGGACUGUGUUCUUUGCGACUCAACGAUCAGCUGCUUGUUGAAUACCGGUAUCUUUUGUUUACUCGUGCGGUCGCCUAGCAACUAACCUUUGCUUGUAACCAAUCAACGAUUGAGACAAUUCAAAGUCUGCAGGCGGAUUUGUUUGAAUCUCUGUGCUUUCCAAUUGCUGUUUUUUAUGAAGGUUAUUCUUGUUUCACUGAACAAUAUACAUGAUAACAAUAUCAUUGUUUAUCAGCAAUAUCAACAAAUCAAUUCUUUUAUAACAAUUUACAUAUAAACAUUUCAAGCUACGAUUUUCAUUUUCUGUUUUUCUAUGAAUAAAUAUGAUAAAAACAACUACGAGCAAGGGCAACCCAGCGAUUCUCGUUGACUCUUUUAAAUAUCGAAAAGCGGGGCCGGUGUCCACCGGAGAUAUUGUUUGGAGAUGCUUAGCGAGAAAUUGCUGUGCUAGUGUUAGGACGGAUGCUGAAAUUGUCAUGCUUAAAAGUAGAACGGGAACGCAUAAUCACGAGAAAAUAGACAUGAAUACACCGCCUGCCUCAUCCAGAAAUUUUAGCGUAUCAAAUACUCAUGAUUCGUCUAUAACAAGUAAAUCUCCUGAAAAUUCUUUGAACAGUCUACCGGAAAAUUUGAUGCCAUUCGUAGAUAUAUCAUCUAAAUUAGAUAGCGAGCUUUCUGAGUCUUUACAUGAGGAGGUUUCUGCUUCAAACGACGGUGUAAGAGUGAUAAAGUCAGCGGCUUUUGAACUGUCAGUGAAAGAUUCUUCUUCUGAGUGCUGUCCUCAUUUACUGCAGGAAAUUCAUGAACUUAAAGAGACUCUUAAAAAGCGUCUAAUAGAGUGGGAAGCAGCGGUAGAUCGUGCUGCUGACAUGGAGACUAGGUUGAAUGAGUUUUCAGUUAAAUGUAGAUGCAGAAAAUCGCGAGUCGACGUAUCAUGCAAUACAGUGAAUAAUUAUGUAGCUGAGAUAGAUUUACCUAAAAGUGUUUCUGUCAAUGAAAAUGUUUCAACCCUAAAAGAAAAAAUUAAAAAUCACAAGUUAGAAAUUGAAGGUUUGAGUGAUCAAAUAAAGAAAAUGAUGACUACGAUAGAAACUCUGGAAGCUGAUAAUCUCUGUCUACGGAACACAAUAACGGAAAAUGCUUCUGCGGCAUCAAGACUAACUUGGUCCAACCCUAAUGUCAAAUCGACUUCAAAUAUGACAUAUGCUUCAGUAACUAAACAAAAUAAAGUAAUUAAAGGUAAUACUGUAAGUUAUUCACGUUAUAGUGUUUAUUUGUGGGCUGAUAGUCAGGGUAGAAAAAUGAGAGAUUUAAUAUGGGAGAGACUGCCGGUUGGCUACUCAUGUGAGGCUUACGUUGCGCCAGGAGCAACUUUUGAAAUAAUUUCGAAUGAAAUGCUUUCUUGUAGUAGACGUCAUAAUCUGGGUCUGAAUGAUUGGGUGUUUGUUAUAGCGGGUACAAAUAGUGUGUCGAACAAUUUCAAAAAAAGCGAUAUUGAAGCUUACAUUAGAAAGUUGAGUUAUUUAGCAAAUGAAUAUGGAAAUUGUAAUUUGAUAUUGUCAACUGUUCCUUACAGGUAUGAUUUAAGUUUCAAUUCAACUGAGAAUGAAAUGAUUGAUGCGCUAAAUAGUGAAAUACGUUCCUUGUGUCAUAGGAAUAGCAUUCAUCUAAUUGAUAUAUGGUAUCUUGAACCUUCCAACUACACAAAGCAUGGUUUGCAUCUGAACAAAAAAGAACAAACCGAGCACGGGGUGGGUCAGCGAUUUUUGUUCAUGAUCAACUGGAAUUCAGGGCUCUUGAUCAUAUUAGAGACAUGUCAAUCGAAAUGGUAUGCGAAGUUUCAGCAAUUGAACUUGUCAGGGAUAAAAUAAUAAUUUUGUCAGUUUAUAGACCCUACAAUAGAAGUAUAAGUUUUUUUAAUGAAUUCUUAACGUGUUUUUAUAAUGUAUUAAGUGCUGUUUUUAAAAAUGGUUACAGUUUGAUCAUAUGUGGAGAUUUCAAUGUAAAUAUUUUAGGUCAUGAUUGCUUUAAAAAUGAUUUAUUGAAUUUGUUUGAGAGUUUUGGUUUGACUGUUACUAUUAAUGAUAUUACUAGACCUGGUCUUGAUGGAGUUUCAAAUGGAUCAUGUAUUGAUAAUAUUUUGACAGAUAUUCAUAAUAGUCUAUGGUCAACUGAAAUCAUUCACUCUCUCUUUUCUGAUCAUGAAGGAAUUCUGUUUAGACUCAACUUCAUAAAUAAGGAUGUAAAAAGUACUGUAAAUAACACUAAGUUUAGAUUAAUUAAUAAUGUUAAUGUAGGAAUUUUUCUAAGUUUUCUGAAAUCCAUAAAUUGGUUGGAGGUGUACUCCGUAACAAAUUAUAAUGAUAGGUACAAUAAAUUUUUUGAAAUAUUCAUGAGAGCUGUGAAUGGUUCAUUCCAAUGGAAAACUUGUAAACCCAAUAAUUUCAAGCAAAAAAAUGAAUGGUAUGAUAGUAGGCUAAGAGCGUUGAAGGCUAAAUGUGAUGGGCUGUAUCAUUUAUAUAAAACCUUAAAAACACCUGAGUUACUCUCCUGCUAUAAAGAAACAAAAAAGUCAUAUAGGAUUGAAAUAAAAAAGACAAGAAUUUCCUAUCACAAUAAAAUUAUAAGUAGCUCUGUUAAUAAAAGUAAGGCUUUAUGGAGAAUUGUAAAUAGUCUAACAAAUAAGAAAUGUAGUAAUAGAUCUUCAGUUGAUGAUGUAAGCUCGGAAGACUUUAAUAAUUUCUUUGUAGAUUAUAUUACGCAGCUAAGCAAUAAUAUUCCUGUCAGUAUUGAAAGUACAGCUUAUUAUUACAGUAAGUUGGAAAAACCAGGAGUAAUUUUUUCUUUCAAGCCAGUAACUGUUGAAAAAGUUUUUCAUACAAUUUUAAAUCUAAGCAACAGUAAGUGUAUGGAUAUUUAUGGUCUAAAUGCUUCAAUUUUGAAGAUAGCUGCUGAUAAAAUAAGUGAGGUUCUGGCUUUUUUAUUUAAUGAAUGCAUUAUUGCUGGUUGUAUCUAUCCUGAAAAGUUGAAAAAUGUAAAAGUUUUGCCCAUACAUAAGAAGGGUUCCAGAAAGGAGAAAAGUAAUUUCAGGCCAAUUGCAAUAGUACCUGUUUUCUCUAAAGUGUUUGAGACGUUGAUUCAUGAACAGAUGUCAUAUUUCUUUGAGACCAACAAUUUAUUUUCUCAUAAGCAAUUUGGUUUCAGGGCGGGUAGAAGCACAAAUGAUCCUAUUGUUAAUGUUGUAAGUGGGGUUAUUAGCAACAUGGAGGCAGGUGAUUCUGUAGGUCUAAGGUCAUACGAUUUUUCAAGAGCGUUUGACACUAUUCAACACGAUAUUUUGGUGGAUAAACUAAUUUUCUAUGGCUUUACACCAGGUGCAGUCAAACUUAUAUUAUCAUAUUUGAGUGACAGGAAUCAGUUUGUCUUUAAAGAUGGGGUUCUGUCAAAUGGCAGAUUAUUGGAGUUUGGCGUUCCUCAGGGCUCUAUAUUGGGCCCCAUUCUCUUCAAUAUUUAUAUAAAUGAUUUACCAAUUAAUAUUGAUAGGAACUGUCUGGACGGUUACCUAUUUGCUGAUGACUUAGGUUUGAAAAUAAAUUGUCCAUCCAAAGAUGAUCUUGAAAGAGAACGGAAUCACAGUUAUUGUAUUCUAAAGGACUGGUGUGCAGCUAAUAAUCUGUCUCUUAAUAAUGAUAAAACCUCGGAUAUAAUUUUUAAUUUUAGAAAGGAGAAGGACACGACGCCUAUCAAGUUUCUUGGUGUUAUGGUUGAUUCUUGUCUAUCAUGGGAGGCACACAUUGAUUUCUUGUCUAGUAAACUUGCUAAAGGCCUUUAUAUGCUUCGUAGACUAUCUGUAACGGUUGAUAGGCCUGUGCUGAUAAAUAUAUAUUACGCACACAUACAAAGUCUCCUAUCUUACGGAAUAAUGCUUUGGGCUAAUAGUGUAAGAGCUAAUUCAAUCUUUGUCCUUCAAAAAAAAGCUAUUAGGAUCAUUUGUAAUUUGCCUCUCAAUGCUCAUUGUAAACCGCAUUUUAUUGAACUAGGCUUACUGACAUUGCCAUCUCUGUAUGUCUUUAAUAUUCUUUGUUAUGUACAAAAAAAUUUGGUAAAAUAUGACUCAAAUAAUAAUCACCAUAACUUAAAUACACGAAAUAGACAUAGACUUAGAAUUCCUCAAUACAGCCAUACCAAAUCGCAGAGAAACUGGCAUUUCAUGUCAAUAAAGCUAUACAACUCCACACCUGACAAGUUUAAGUUACUCACAUAUGCACAAUUUAAAAAU